Molecule: messenger RNA, 7619 nt
Organism: Acipenser ruthenus (sterlet)
Lineage: Eukaryota; Metazoa; Chordata; Actinopteri; Acipenseriformes; Acipenseridae
Product: myosin light chain kinase, smooth muscle-like
Exons: 33
Coding region: 420-6089 (1889 amino acids)
Biological process (GO): protein phosphorylation
Molecular function (GO): protein kinase activity; ATP binding; protein binding
Source: RefSeq, a predicted model, not a curated record
CAAGCGUUUGUUGUCAAAAUAGUUUCACGCCAGCUAGUUUUGAAACUUAGCAGCAAAAAAAAAAAAGAAAAAAGAUCAAAACAUUUCCUAAUAAGGUCGAUGGUAACGCAAACACCAAAUCGUGCAUAUUUCUGUCGUGGGGCAAAAUAUCCCAGAAAUGCUUUUUUUUUUUUCUUGGGCUGUACGGUCUUAGAGUGAAGCGCAAUUUAUGACCAGAGAAGCAGUUGCAGUAGCUGAAAAACUCAGGAUUUUUGCAGAACAGCGUGUGCACUCUCAGUUUGGACUAGUUUGACACACUGAGGACAACAGCUGGUUUAACCUCCUCAAAGCAUCAAGCUUUCUGAACACUAAACAGAAACAUUCUCUGCUGUUUCACUGCAUUGUGAGACCUCAAAGGGGACCUAGUGGAAAAGGGAACCAUGGGGGAUGUUCAACUUGUAACUUCAACUCGAAUCUCAAAGACCACCGUUACCCUGGGGAGACCAUCUCCAAGCAGCAGUGCUCUCCCAACUGAGCCUCCAGCCUUCACCCUUCCUCCGAGGAACGCCCGCAUUGCCCUUGGAGGGACAGCCAGGCUUGAUGGAAAGGUCCGGGGGUAUCCAGAACCUCAGAUUACAUGGUACAAGAAUGGUAAGCCAGUCACUGCAGGAGACCGCAAUGGGAUUGAACAAAGUGCCCGAGGAACUUUCAGUCUGGUAAUCAAAGAUGUUCAAGAAGAGGAUGGUGGAAAAUAUACCUGCGAGGCUGUUAAUGAUGGGGGUGCUCGGCAAGUGACUGUUGAGCUGACAGUAGAAGCAGGUAAUACAAGGCAGAAAUAUAAUUUGCCGUCCACCAGCAAAUCAUCAGGUGGUAGAUUUGGUGUCCCGUCAGUUGACAGCAGGCCAAGCAUCUGGGGAGAGAGUCCACCAAAGUUUGUAACGAAACCAUCGCGGCUUAUUCUCAAGGAUGGUCAGAGUGGCAAAUUCUCAGCUAAGAUUACAGGGCGGCCCCAGCCUCAAGUGAUCUGGCUCAAGGAUGAUGCUGAAUUGAAGCAAAGUGAUCAUUUCAAUCUGUUCGAGAAAUCAGGAAUUCACUUUUUAGAAAUCCGAGAUGCACAACCAGAGGAUUCUGGAAUGUAUACGUGUUCCGUGGUGAAUAGUGCUGGAAAAGCUUCAGCAUCGGCUGAGCUCACUGUUCAGGGUUCAGAUACAAAAUCAGGCAUCAUUUCAGUAAAGCCAUCUGCCACAGUCAUAAAAACUGAGGAAACAUCUGAAUCCCAGCACACAACAGCAAAUGGCAUAAUAAAGCAACAGAAGUCCACUACAACAGCAGUGAAGACUGAACCCAAAGAGACUCUGACCACAAUGAGAGCUAUCAGCAGGGAGUCCAAUGUGCUGACACAAAGGAAAGCAGAGCCAGUGAAAAAAGCCUCUGUGGCAGAAUCCAAUAAGUCAUUGGUUGACCCAAAGGCAGAGGUGAGAAGAUCUGAGGUUCAGCAGAAGACAGCGAGCACCAUUACACUUCAAUCAGUAAAAGUUAAUCAGAAAACAAAGGCAGAUGUAAAACCAGCCCCCGAUCCAAGGGUUGAGGCUGCCAAGAAGGUGACGCAGCAGGUGACAGUAGAAAGCAGAAUAACUUUCCAGGCAAUCCAAGGUGUGACCGAGGAACCUGGGAAGCUGCGAGAAACCAGCAAAAUAACAGCAGAGCAGAAAUGGGAAACCAAAGGGUCUCCUCCAAAGUUUGAGAUUCAACCACAAAGCCUGGAUGCCCUGGAAGGUCAAGAGGUCACAUUUAAAAGUAAAGUUUCAGGAAGUCCACAACCUGAUGUCAAGUGGAUUAGAGAUGGCAUUCCCCUGAGGGGUAAAGCAGGGCUAAAGAUAUACGAAGAAGGCGGAAUGUAUUGUCUUUCCCUAGCCAAAGUCCAGAAAGUUGAUCGUGGGCAAUAUAGCUGCACAGCAAUAAACAACAGAGGACAGGCCUCUUGUACUUGGACACUGAAUGUGAAAAGCCCAAAAGUGGAGGGAAAGGCCCCGUUUGUCACCACUCCUUUGAAGGGGUGCACAGUGAGUGAAGGACAAGAUUUUGUGUUGCAGUGCUUUGUUGAGGCCAACCCCCCGCCUCAGAUUACCUGGUUAUUAAAUGAUAACACUAUCCAGUACGCACAUGCAACUUUUGAAAAUGGAGUGGCCAAACUGAUAGUUCAGGAUGCAUUACCUGAGGAUGAUGGUUUAUAUACCUGUAUGGCGGAGAACAGCUGUGGAAGAGCAACUUGCAGUGCCAAAGUAGUCAUAAAAGAAAAGAAGGCAGCUAAAAGGGAUGAAGCGAGCAAGACUUUCCCUCCUGUGUUCUUGAAAGCUCUGACUGAUAUGAGAGUCAUGGAUGGAAGUCAAGUCCGAAUGACUGUUGAACUGACAGGUAAUCCACAACCUGAAAUUGUUUGGCUUCAUAAUGGAAAAGAAAUACAGGAGUCAGAAGACUUUCAUUUUGAAAAGAAAGGGAAUGAAUACAUUCUAUACAUUCAAGAGGUCUUCCCAGAAGAUACUGGGAAAUACACAUGUGCAGUUUGGAAUGAGCUUGGAGAGACGCGGUCUGAGGCAACAUUAACUGUGCAAGAGCCUCAGGACGGUGUUCAGCCCUGGUUUAUUAGCAAGCCGAAGUCUGUAACAGCAAGGCUUGGCCAGCACACUCUGCUCUCCUGCGCUAUCGCUGGGGAUCCCUUCCCAGAUUUCCAGUGGCUUAAAGAUGGACAGGAGAUAGUUUUGGAAGAAGACUGUGAAAUCCUUCAAAAUGAAGACCUGGUUACGCUGUUAUUCAGGAGUGUUCAACCUCACCAUGCAGGAGAAUAUGAAAUAAAACUGAAAAACCCCGUUGGGGACUGCAGCUGCCUUGUGUCUCUGUUGGUCAGAGAAGGUUUGCUGUCCAGUGAGGAGACUCACCAAACAGAUCCAGAGAAAGAGGCUGACCCUUUCGGAGAAGAAGGAGAAGGUGAAGUCACUCAUGGAACUGUAAGGCUUGGUAGAUCUGGUACUGCCAGAAAGAGCCCUAGAGAUCUCAAAGACACAGGAUAUGAGGCAGAUAUCCGAGGGCUGCUGAAAAGGAGAGUGGAAACCAAGGAACACUGUGAGGAUAAGAUCAGGCAGCAAGAGGCUGAGCAAGUUGAUUUCCGUACUGUUUUGGGAAAGAAAGUCACAACCAAAAGCAUUUCUGAGGAGGACUUAAAGGAAUUAUCAGCUGAGCAAAUGGACUUCAGGGCUAACCUACAGCGACAGGUCAAACCCAAGACCUUGUCUGAAGACGACAGGAAAGUCCACAACUCACAGCAGGUUGACUUUAGGGCAGUACUGGGUAAAAAAUCAAUUCCAAAGGUUUCAACUCCGGAAAAAAGUCAAGCUAAGAAUGCAGCACCGGAUUUUAGAUCUGUGCUGGGAUCAAAAAAGAAACCGCCUAUUGAGAAUAACAACAACAACAACAAUAAUGACGACAGUCCAGGUAAAAAAGAGGUCCAGAACUCCCAGCCUGACAACAAGGAGCAGAAGAACGAUGUGAACUGUGAACAUGGAUGCCCUGUGGUAGAUGGUGGGAUUAUUGGAAAGAAAUCUAACAAUAUAGGGAAGGAACCUGUGUUUACAGAGCAGUUAGGUGACACUUAUGUAACUGAUGGGGAAUGUUUGCGUCUACAAUGCCAGGUUGCUUCAGACCCACCUCCGGUUGUUACCUGGAGUUUAGAUGGAAAAGUCAUCAAAUCAUCCAAGUUCAUUGUCCUGGCCCAGGAAGGAGGUGUUUGCUCCCUCACAAUCGACAAGGCCCUGCCUGAAGAUGAAGGCCAAUACAAGUGCAUAGCUGAAAAUUCUGCUGGGAGAGCCGAGUGCUGUUGCUUGGUCCAUGUAAAUGAUCCUUCUGAUGCAAAUCCUUCUAAAUUAUCUGAUAAGAAGGCCAAAAAACCCAAAAGCACGCCUUCAACUCCAACUACAGAAAAGGAAGCUACAAUAAAGAAGAAACCAGCUCCAAAGACACCUCCUAAAUUAGCUAUCCCUCCUCAGAUACUUCAGUUCCCUGAUGAUAUGAAAGUUCGUGCUGGGGAACCUGUAGAUUUGUUCUGUAAGUUUGGGGGAACGCAGCCCAUCACCUGCACUUGGCUAAAAUUUAAAAAACAGAUUGAAGAGAAAGGACCCAUAAAAAUAGAAAACACAGAGACCACCAGCAAACUAACCAUCUCUCCAACGAAACCCGAACACUGUGGAUUUUAUAUAUUACAGUUAGAAAAUAAGCAUGGCAGCCGACAAGCUCAGAUCAACAUCACAAUUGUUGAUAAACCUGAACCUCCAGCUGGAGUCCCAUGUGCAUCAGAUAUCCGAAGCUCUGCCCUAACCUUAUCAUGGUAUGGUCCCACAUACGAUGGUGGAAGCGCAGUGCAGUCAUAUACCUUGGAGAUCUGGAACUCCGUGGACAAACAAUGGACAGACCUGGCCACUUGCUGUAGCACAUCUUACAAUAUCCAGGACCUUCUGCCUGAUAGGGAGUACAAAUUCAGACUACGAGCUGCUAAUGUAUAUGGAGUCAGUGAGCCAAGCCAAGAGUCUGACUUGGUUAAAGUGGGGGAAAAGCCAGCAGAAACUAAAGGAGAAGAAGCAGAACUUUCUGAUGAUGAUGCUGACAAAGAUCCUGAGCCAGAAUAUCGAAAUGUUACUAUUAAUACAAAUCAAAAGGUCAAUGAACUUUAUAACAUUGAAGAAAGACUCGGCACGGGAAAAUUCGGACAAGUAUUCAAACUGUCUGAUAAGAAAACUGGAAAAAUUUGGGCAGGAAAAUUUAUAAGAGCAUAUUCAGCUAAAGAUAAAGAAAGUGUGAGACAAGAAAUACAAAUCAUGAACGACCUGCAUCACCCAAAACUUGUACAGUGCAUAGAUGCCUUUGAAAGUAAAGCUGACAUUGUCAUGGUUAUGGAAAUUAUUUCUGGAGGAGAGCUCUUCGAAAGAAUCAUUGACGAAGACUUUGAGUUAACGGAAAGAGAAGUUAUCAAGUACAUGCAGCAGAUUACCGAUGGGGUUCAGUUCAUCCAUCAGCAGGGGAUCGUGCAUCUGGACCUGAAGCCAGAGAACAUCAUGUGCGUCAACAAGACAGGAUCAAGAAUCAAGCUCAUUGAUUUUGGACUUGCCAGACGAUUAGAAAACUCGUCGUCACUCAAAGUUCUUUUUGGAACACCAGAAUUUGUGGCUCCAGAAGUUAUAAACUAUGAGGCAAUUGGAUAUGUAACAGAUAUGUGGAGCAUAGGAGUCAUUUGCUAUAUCUUGGUCAGUGGACUUUCUCCUUUUAUGGGAGAUAAUGACAAUGAAACCUUGUCCAAUGUUACAUCAGCUACUUGGGACUUUGAUGAUGAUGCUUUCGAUGAGAUCUCAGAAGAAGCCAAAAAUUUUAUUAGCAGCCUAUUAAAGAAAGACAUGAAGCGUCGUUUGACCUGCAGCCAAUGCAUUCAACACCCGUGGCUGCAGAAAGACACAAAGAACAUGGAAGCCAAAAAACUUUCGAAGGAGAGGAUGAAAAAAUAUAUCCUCAGAAGAAAAUGGCAGAAAACCGGUCAUGCAGUAAGAGCGAUUGGAAGACUCUCAUCUAUGGCAAUGAUUUCAGGCCUCAGCGGGAAAAAAGGAGGCUCUCCUAUCAGUCCCCCAAUCUCAGACAAGCUUGUAACAGAAGAUGAUUUUUCCAAGCAGUUUCUUGAAGACCUUGAUGAAGAAAGAACUAAUGCCAAGCCGUACUUCAGCACAGUCAUUAAAGAUGUGGAAGUGGUGGAAGGGAGUGCGGCGAGAUUUGAUUGCAAAAUCGAGGGUUUCCCUGAUCCUGAAGUGGUGUGGUAUAAAGAUGAACAGCCUAUCAAAGAAACUCGCCAUUUCCAGAUCGACUAUGAUGAGGAAGGAAACUGCUGUUUGGUCAUCUCGGAUGUUUCUGGUGUCGAUGAUGCCAAAUACACUUGCAAAGCUGUGAACAGCCUGGGGGAAGCAACCUGCACUGCUGAGCUCAUAGUAGAGGUCAUGGGAAAGGAGGAGGAGGAGGAGGAGGAGGAGGAGGAGGAGGAGGAGGAGGAAGAAGAGGAGGAGGAGGAGGAAGAAGAAUAAGACAGGACUGUAGCACUAGCACCAAAUUUACUUUCAUAAGACACUCACUUUUUUACAAACUGGCUGACUGUUUCAUGGACUAAAUGCACUAAGAACACCCUAUGCUAUUUUUGGACACUUUCUUAUGAAAUGGUAAUAACAGACAUUAAUUAGGAACCUGGUUUUCCACAGUGGGCAAAAUGCCCAUUUAAUCUUGAGUGGGAAUUUACCUGCAAUUUAUCCAUAGUAGAAAAUAUAGGCCCAGAUGUUAAUAUGAAAAUGGUGAUGUCUUUAACAUCCCAGGUAUUGUUUGAUUCCUUAAUAUAGUUACAUCUAUUUGGAAUACACUGGUGUUAGGCAACCAGACUGAAUGAAAAGUAUUUUAUAAAAACAGGAAAACUGUAAAACUAAAGAUUAUUAUUAUUAUUAUUAUUAUUAUUAUUAUUAUUAUUAUUAUUAUUAGAUCGUUUUUAAUCUCAACAUUAUGAUGUUUGGUAUUACCAGAACUUUUAUUUGCAUUUCUUUUUUAAUGUUGUAGUCCACACAUACUAUACUUUGUGCAUCAGUUGUGAAAUAUGCAAUCAUGCAAUUCAUUUUUCAAAAAGUUUUGCCUUUUAAAUGGCAAAAUAUUAUUAAAGGUAUUGAAGUAUGAAACUAAUUAUACUAUUAUAGAUGUAUGUAGACCAUAUUGUUUUGUUUUUGAGUAUGACGAAAUUUAUCAGUUUGAUAGACUGCAGAUUUCAGUAGUAAUGAGAGCACCACAGAUGUUAUCAUUCACUGUUAUUAUAUCACAAAGCAUGUUGUUUGCACAGUGAAUUGCAGAAUAUUUUAUUAUAUGUGUAGCGGGGACAAGGACUUGGACCUUUGGAAUCACUUAGAAUUCAAAGCAAACAUGGCUUUUUAAAUAUAAAACAAAAAUAUACAGUACAGUAUCCCUGCCACAGCUGAAAAAAGGAUUACAGAACUUGUAAAACUUGCACUUUGUCUGAAUUUUGUUUUGUGAACAGCAAAAAAAUAAAAAUAAAAUAGGGACUUUUCAAAGAGUGCAUAUUUACUUAUUCAGCUUUCAGAACUGCCUUGUUCAUUGCCCUUAUCAGAGAUACAGUGGAAAGUGUACUUACUACAGCAGAGUAUACACAAGGGCAAAAAAGUUGUUUAUUUUCCGCAAUUGCCUGUCCAUAUACUGUGCUUUAGUACACUUUGCUUUGCUUUUACUACUGUGCACAUCAGCUUACUAAACUAUACAAUUAACCUUUAAAAGGCUCUAAUGAAUAUACGUAUUACAUUACAUUUUUGGUUUUAGCCCUUCUAGAUACAAAUUAAUAACUUCACUUUACUUCUUGAAGUGUAAAACUGUUAGUUGUAGGAUAACUUUGUAUUCAACUGUUCUGCAUGUAACCAGUGUCUUUUAUUUAUAUGCUGUUUUUUUGCUGUUAAAUGUGUGAUUUGUCUGCAAAUGGGCAUUUAUGAAAACCAUGUUAAUUUGGAGCAAUGGAAGAUUAAACUGGUUUGGUGUAUUUUUUCACAUGACAAAUUAAAAAAUUAACCCUU